AAUGACAAAGAUUUGUAUUUUAAGUAAUAGUUAUUUUUGAUUCAAAUAGCUAAGGGAUAAUUGCUUGGGGAAGAAAUAGUAAUUAAUGAAGAUGGUUGUUGUGAAUAUAACUCAAUUGUUCUAUCUAAUGAAGCUACUGUUAUGGUCAUUCACAAACAUGAAUUCUUUUAAAAGUUUCCAGAAGAAUGUAAAUAAUGGGUUAAAGAAGAAUACUAUAAAAAAAGUUAAUUCAGAAAAAUAUUUUAAUCUAAAAGCAUGGAAAGUGUAUUUGGAAUUGGAAAACCAAAAUUCAUUACAGUAAAACAAUUUAUAGAUAGAAAAAAUUAUCCAAUCAAAAUUAAUAGUAAGCAAUAUGAAGAUAGAGUUGAAAUUGGAUCUUUGAUUGAAAAAAAAACAUCAGUUUAUCUUUAAAAAUAUCAAAUUGAACCAUAAAAGGAUUCAACUGCAACAUUAUUUGGAUAUAAUUUAUAUUAAACUCCAAAAUUAGGUUACAUACCAUAAUACGAUAAAUGUAAUAACAUUCCACUUAAAGCAUUUAAAGAAUAGUAUCUUAAGAAAUUAUGUUAUAAAAAAAGAAGAUUAGAAUUUCUAAGACCUCCUCCUUUAACUGCAAGAAUAUUAUUAAAUUUGUAAACCAAUCAAUGUGAGUAAUUAAACAAAAUUUAACAUACACACACACACACAUAAUCUACUGCUGUUAAUUCCUUCACUCCAUGUCUCUCUUCAUCACCAAAUUAUGUAAAUAAAUUAGAUAUUAAUUGA
Molecule: messenger RNA, 762 nt
Organism: Paramecium pentaurelia
Lineage: Eukaryota; Ciliophora; Oligohymenophorea; Peniculida; Parameciidae
Source: the annotation of a GenBank genome assembly